Molecule: messenger RNA, 27656 nt
Organism: Pocillopora verrucosa
Lineage: Eukaryota; Metazoa; Cnidaria; Anthozoa; Scleractinia; Pocilloporidae
Product: nesprin-1
Biological process (GO): actin cytoskeleton organization; nuclear migration; actin filament bundle assembly
Cellular component (GO): cell junction; cytoplasm; actomyosin contractile ring
Molecular function (GO): actin lateral binding
Source: RefSeq, a predicted model, not a curated record
ACAUGGCUAAUAUCGUUACUGUGAUUUGCUAGAUGGUAAUACUGGUAGAAAUUGCUGAUUGAGAUCAUUGAAGUGGUGCCAUGAGGGGAAUUUUGUUUGAAAGUUUUGGCGCGUACUUUUGUAGUGCUGGACGCCGAUAGUGAGGUGUUAUGGCGUCACGGAAUCGAACCUCACUCUCCUCGACCACUCGUAGUUCUUCGCCGGACAAAUCUUUGGGAUCAACAACGCCAUCGCCUUUGGCGUCGACAGAGAAAUUAGCAGCUUCUUUAUCAGAGGAACAAUUAUUGAUACAGAAGAGGACAUUUACAAGAUGGAUAAAUCACUUUCUUCAAAAGCACAAGCCUCCAUUACAUAUUGAUGAGUUAAUUGAGGAGCUUAAAGAUGGCACAAAGUUACUGGCUCUGUUAGAAGUGUUGUCAGGAGAAAACUUGCCCAAAGAAAAAGGAAAUAAGAGACCACAUCACCUUGCAAAUGUUGGAGCUGCCUUGAAAUUUUUGACAACCAAAAAUGUGAAAAUUGUAAGCAUCCACAGAGAAUCUGUAGUUGAUGGAAACCAAACAUUUGUUCUUCUAUUGAUCUGGGCCAUUAUUAACCAUUAUCAGGUGGAAGGAUUUUAUGCAAACAAAAAGAAGUCUAGGACAAAGAAAUCUCUCCUGGAAUGGUCUCAGAAAGCUAUCCAAAAAGCUACAGGGAUUAGUGAAGCUGUGAAAAACUUUAACACCAGCUGGAAGAAUGGCAUGGCAUUCCUGCAGAUUAUUCAUGCAUUUAGGCCUGAUUUGGUGGAUAUCGGCUCAAUGCAAGGUCGCAGCGACGUUACAAAUCUGAAGGAAGCGUUCGAUGUGGCUGAGACACAUCUUAAAGUGCCCAAACUUUUGGAUCCAGAAGACCUUACUGUGGAAAAACCUGAUGACAGAUCUGUCAUGACAUAUGUGGCGACACUCUGUGACACUCUUGAAGCACAGAAAACGAAGUCCCCAAAACGACCUGCCUCACCGUUGAAAACCACACCAAAAAGACCGUCCUCGAGCUCUCCGAGCCCCUCUUCAAAAGGAGUCGGGACUAGAACUCUUAGUCCCGAACCAAGCUCUCCCGGGUCGCCGAGAGAGCAAGCCAGAAGGAGCCCCUCUCCGGCAAGAACAAAAUCAACAGGAACAACUUCUCCAACGAAGGGAGGUAACGAAAAGGCAGUUACCUCCUCACCUACCCCUCCCAUAAAAACAAACGAACAGACUAGAAGAAGUUCAUUGCCUCUGAAAUCCAAAGAUCAGAAAACUUCCUCCGCGGGAAAUGAAACAGUCCGAGGAAAGCUGACUACACCCAACUUAAACUCAGCUGCCAAGGAAAGCUUUAGAAACGGAACCCCAAGUCCUAAAACGUCUACUGUGGAGGAACCCAUGGACAUCUCUCCCACUAGAGAAACGAAUCCCUCGCCGCCGAAGAGACGCGAAACUCGAUCGCCUAGCCCUUCGCCAACUUCGGCUGCACCGAAAAAGCCUCGGGUAAGCCAUGGGAAACUGUCAGUGGCAUCGGAUCAUGCUGAUAGGUUGAAGAACAAGAGGCAUUCACUCGCUGUGGAAAGCAAGAAGCUGUCUGCAGCCGGCGAUUCCGGCCGCAAGAAGAGGGCAAGCUUUGCCGGGUCGCUCAGUUCGGUGCGUAAGCUUAGCUCAACGGGACCUGCGCCGAUGGAUGUUGAUUCCUCUUCGAGUGAUUUGGAAGAGUCCGAGGAUGAUGGUGACGAGUUUGAGGUUGGAUGCGAAAAGAGAGACGUUGAGCAUGAAUAUAAGGAGAUCAUAGAUUGGUUAAACGAUGUGGAAAGUCGAGCUUCUCUGAUGGAACAACAAUGGAGCGAGGAAGGCGAAGAAGAUGAAUCCAAAAAGAAACGUAAAGGGAAACAGAUACAAAUCUUUCGACAGCAAAUUCAGCGCCGUGAGUAUCACAUUAGUCGGAUUGUAGAGAAAAAAUACCCCGAGUUCACCCUUGCUGAAGACAAACUUAAGGUGCUGGUCACAAAGUGGGAAAUAGUCAAACAGAAAGUAACCGUGUUGGAAGAGAGGAUCUGGGAAGUAGGACGUUACGUGAAGAAAGAUGGCAAGCUUGGUAACCUGCUGUUGUGGUUACACGAAGCCGAGGCCCUUCUUAACUAUUAUGAAUCGGACGAGAGCUGGCUUUGCGAGGUUCCCGCAAAAUUUCUACUGAAGCAGCACGAGACUUUCUUCAAGGACUUAGAUGAACACUGCAAGGGCCUGGAUGCCAUUCUUCAAUCUGGCGUCGACGACGAUGUUAUAGUGGACGCAUCUUUACUGAAAGAAGUCGACAUGCGCAUCAAAGCAGUCCAAGAGAAGUCCGCUGACAGGUUGUUGAGGCUCGCUUAUGAGAAAUCCAGGUCGAAAAUCUUAGGACAGCUUGAUGCUGGACGGAAGCAAAUGAACUGUCAACCAAUCAAGUACGCCUCGCAGGGUCACGUGGAGAAGGCUCUGAAAGAAUACACGAUGUUUUUUGUCGACAAAAACGUCCUCAAGAAAUGCAAGAAACAUCGGCGAGAUCUUCAUCACACUGCCGAGGCGUACAUGAACAUCCUUCCCGAGUCGCGCACGACGGAAGUGAAAAGCCUGGUAUGGAACGUAGAUCAACAGGUGGAUAAGAUCAUGGAAGAGGCCAGUUCACGACAUAGACACCUUGAAGAUGUUAACAAGAAGUGGAAAACGUUCGAUACGUUGAUUGAGUCUGUUUGCAAAUGGAUGGAGGAUGCUGAAGCGCUAAUCACAAACGGAACUCUCAAAGCUUGUAAGGAAUACUUGAAAGAUAUCGAGAAAAUUCAAGCAGACGCGUCAACGGUGCAGGAUUGUAGUAAAACAAUCACAGUGUACUGCCAAGACCGGGUAAAAAUUGAAAUAAACCAGAGGCUCCGUGACAUGGAUCGACGUCUAAACCGGAUCAUCAGACGAAAUUCGCGAAUCAUGAAAUGCGACAAGCGUAACUCUAAACUGGAGCGGUUCGAAGAAACAGUCGACGGGGUGAUGGACUGGAUUUACGACGCCGAGCUUUUUGUGUCUUCUGCUGUAGAGGGGACAUAUGAGGCCGUCAGAGAACGGACUCACAGACUUGAGGUGACACAGAGAGAAAUCGGAGAAUGUGAGUCAAAUGUGAACUCGUUAAACAGACUCACUAAAGGCAUACUCAAAGACUUCAAAACAGAUAUGGCUUCUUCCAUUAAUGCAACUCUGUCGAACAUCAACAGAAGAUUUGAUAAAAUUAAAGCUUCAGUUCCCCAUAGGUAUCACACAUUGAAGCAGAUCCUACCCCAGCUGGAACUCUUUGAAACUGGUUUCGAUGACGAAUUAAAAUGGUUGGAUGAAGCAGUGGUGGGGUUGGAAGCGUAUAAAAAUGUGAGCACUUUGGAGGAAGUCGGAAGAGAACUUGGAAGACAUACGGAACUCUUUGAAGACAUUGACCAGCAUAGUAACUAUGUGGAGUCCAGAAACCACCUGUACCUCCAGCUUCGAAACUCUGUUGCCGAAAAUGUUGACUUCUCAAAGCCACAAGAGAAACUUCAUUCCCUCAACACCAAGUGGAAAAUAGUGCAAGGGGGAAGAGAAACACAUUCUCAAAAUCUAGAAGAAUGUUAUAAGCUGUUGAAACAGUUUGAAGAGGACGCCAAAAAAAUGCGGUCGUGGACUCUGGAAGCAGAUUUAUCGAAGGCAUCACACGACGAGCUAGAAGACGCACAGGCAACAUACGAAGACCUUUUAAAAACACAUGAACAACUCCGAACCAUCAUUCCCAAUGAACAAGUCAAGCGACGUUUGGAGGGUGAAGCUUCCUUUAUCACACAGGAGUGGGGUGAAGUGUACAAUCGCGAGAAAUCGCGGGUGGUAAGAGGCCAUGUUGAGGAGUUACGAUCAUCUUUAGAUAGGAACAUUCAGGCUCUUGAUAAAGAGUGGGCUGAAGUGAAUGAACAAUUUAGCAGCCAAGGCUACACUGCGGACCUUCAUGAGCGUUACCAGCGAGUGCUGUCUUCCCCAGAAGCUUUUCGUCGCAUCGAGGAAGACUUCGAUAACCUUCAGGAAACUAAGUCCAAGGUGAAGUCCCCACAAGAAGAGGAUCAGUUUGAGGCAAUAAUGCAACAACUUCGAUCUAGCUGGGAAGAUGUGCAGGGCAAGAUCAAAGAACUGCACCCCAAGGUCCAGGUUAUGGCAGAUGCCUACUCUGAAUACAAGGAGAAUCUACGGUUACUGACGGAUUGGGUAGACAAGGUAGAAGAAGCCUGUGAAGCCUUGGAAUGCGUGGAAGAUUACAGUGAAUUUCAACCUCUCAUGGAGAAAUUUCAGGCUCUCUCGUCUGAAAUUGACGAAAAAAUUCAAUCACUACAAAGACUGAAUGAGCUGUCACAAAAUCUUGGGAGAUCCUCGAAUAAUCAAGGGUUCACCGAUGAGGUUCAAGGCGUUACACGGCGAGUACAUGCUUCGUUACCUACCGUGCGUGACAAAAGUAACAGACUCUCUACCAUGCUCCGGUGCUUUGAACAUCAGCAGUGUACUCAAAAACAUAUCACGUUUCUCAAGGAGGUAAAAAGUCGCCUCGAGGUUGAGUUUUGUGUUGAUGGCGUAGUGGAUGCAGAGAACGAACUUGAGAAUAUUAAGGACAUUAUCAAAUCUUUAGACUCUCACCAAACCCAAAUCGAAGAGGAGAUCGCCAAAGGCAAAGAACUCAGUCAAGUGGAUGGCGUUCUGGAUAUGGUGCAGGCCAAUGUGGCUAGGCUGGAAUCUCUCUCAAGAGAGGUAUCCCAUGACUGUCAACAGAGGAACGAGGAAUUGGAGACUGCGUUGAAGAACUGGACCCGCUAUAAUGCGGCUUUGGAGAGCUUUAAAGAGGCUCUCGCCAAUGGGGAAGUGGAACUUAUGCGAAGGAAGACAUUGAUUGUCACUGGGAUCGAGACAGUUGAAGAACAGAAGCAAGAAAUUCAGGACUUUCAACGAGAUCUCCAAACUCAAUUAGCGGAAUUCAACUUCAUUUUUUCUCUCGGAACUACGAUCAAAAUGAAAGCCAGUGAGGAUUGCAAAGCGAGAAUCGAGGACCAACUGAACAGCAUUUCAUCACUUAAAAAGUCACUCUUCGACGAAAUAGCAGCUUUUCUUGAAAACCUGGACAACAAAGCCAAACAGUGGGAAGGGUUUCAGGAACAGAUGGACAAAUUUGAGGAGUACAUGGACAAGGUGGAUUCCCGUUUGGAAAGGAGUCGCAAAGACAGCAGAGUGUCACAGGAAUGGCUUGCUCAAGUCAAGGGAGUAUCAAAUGAAUUAUUUCAACGUCGGCAAAGUUUCACCGUCUUCCAGGAAGAAGCCCGCAAGCUUUCCGAAGGUGUGAAUGAUGCGGGAACGAUGCACUUCAAAGCAAAGUUGUGCAGUUUGAGAGAGCGAUGGAAUGAACUGUUCGAGAAGGCGAGGAUGUCUGAAAGCAACGCAGAACAGGGUCUGAAGCCACUAAAUGAGUAUCAAAAAGUGUUUGAAGAAUUCACUUCUCGGUUUGAAGAACUGGAAGAGAAACUGGCUUCCCAGGUUCCCUAUUUUGGAAGUUCGGAAGAGGUCGCUACUUUCAUAGAAGGAGAUAAGAUACUUCUCGCAGAUCUGCGUGAAUUAAGAGGUGUCCUCGACAACUUAAUCUGGAAAGGUUCCGAGCUUUCGGCCAGCAUGAAAGUCAAGGAUCUUGAUAUCAAAGACACUCUGAAGCAACUAGAAGAGAAAUGGAGCCAGGCCGUGCAAAAUGCCGAGAAAAAGCUUGAAGACUUGGACGACCUCAGAAUGGAGUGGGUGGACAAGGAAGAGAUGCUGGUCAAUAUGGAAUCUUGGGUAGUCCAAGCUGAAGACAAACUGGAGAGUGAAAGAGGAUUGUCGAGUAGGGACGAACAAAGCUUGAGAGAGGCACUAGAAUGUUACGAGGCCAUAAAACAAGAGAUGGAAACCUGUGAAGGUGAUUUCAAGUCAGCCGUUGAAAAUUAUCAAGAGUUGUCAAACACCAGCAAGUACAUGUUUUACAUCCAAGACAGGCUCGUGGACGAGAAGUGUGAUUCAUUGCGAAAAAAAUGGGACACCCUCACAAACGGCAUUCCAGAGAGAGUAGAAUCUCUCAAGGAGGAACUGAGCGAUUGGAGAAGCUUCCAUGAGAAGUUGGAUGCAUUUAUAGCUUGGGUCGAGGAAAUGGAGGGGUUUACUAAGAUUGAAAAACCACGUGAUGAGACGGAGGCCAUGCAACAACUGAAGGGACUGGAGGAAUUUCAGUCCAGCUUCAGAAGUCGUCAGGACUCCUUUGAAUCGCUCGUGAAAGAAGGACGCGAAGUGCGACUUCAAGCUAGUAAAGGUGAAGAAGCCGAAAGACUUGGCGAGAAACUCACGAACUUAACCGAUCGUUGGGACGAAAUGUUGAGAUGGGCUGCUGGAAGAUACCAAUUGCUUGUUCUUUCACGUCACUACUUAGAUACGUCUAAGCAUGUGGUGCAAUAUCUGGAAAAGAUCGAGGAGAAGCUAAGUACCGCUAAAGACAUACCUCCCGCAGUGCUGGAAAAAAUAAAGGAAGAGUCAAGAAAAGCAAAGGCCAAGGUUGAUAUUUGGAAGCAGCAAUGUCUUGAUCUGGACGUGGUGGUGAAGGAAGGACAUCUGAUGCUGCAGCAAGAGUCAGGUGAAGCCGUUGCUUUCGACGAGAAGCUCAAUAAUCUCAACAGUGAGUGGCACACAGUCAUACAGGAUGUGGAGGAGAAGAAGAAAAGCAUCGAGAAAACAGCCAAGAAGUGGUGGGACUUUACCAGAAAUAAACUCAAAAUGAUUCGGUGGCUGAAAAAGAAAGAGGGGGACGCGGAGAUACAGAACGCUGCUAGCUAUCGCAUCGAUAGUGCCCAGGAUCAGCUGACUGCUUAUCAGGCCAUUCUUGACCGAUUGAAUGCACAUAAGCGUGACCUAGAAGCACUGAACAAAGCGGCACAGGAUAUGAUGGAGGUCGACGCAGACGGGAACGCAAUGAAGGAGAUCCAGGAGCUGAUCGAGCGAUUUGAAGCUUUGCAAAAAAACAUCACGGAGAGGAGAGAGUUCUUUCAAAGGGUAACAGGAAAAUGGCACAGGUUUGCUCAACAGAAGCACAAGAUGAACGCGUUCUUUAAGAACACGCAAGGGAUUGUUUCAAGGAGGCAAGUUAGGAACGCUGACGAUUGCAAAAAGCAGAUUGAAGAGUGCAAGGCUGUAGGACAAGAUUUGGUGGACAACGAGUUGGUUCUGGAAGCCGUGAAUCAGGAAGCAUUUGAAUUACUGGAAGAACUGAAACAAGGACAGGGACUGGUAGAUAUGCAGGGAUUCGAGGAACAGCUCAGAUUGGUGAACGCCAAGUGGAAUGAGGCCAAAGUUAAGGUUGGAGCCAGGCAGCAGGCGUUGGAACAAGUGGCUACUGAAUUCGAAGUUCUGGAGAAAGACACACAGGAACUUCAACAGUGGAUAAUUGACGUCAAGAAGGAACUGGGCACAACCGCUGAUCAAGAGGACCAGAAUCCUGAUGUUGUUAUACGAAGGCGCAAACUUAAGGAUGAAGUAGCUUCACGCGAGAAACAGCUGAAAAGGCUCAGUCUUCAAGCCUUAAAGAUAGUCGAAGAGUUUUCUGAUAAUGUCGAUGUCGACGUAAGCGAGUCCUUCCAACCCUUCUUUCAAGAAUGGGGCAGUGUACAAGAACUUGCCGGCAUCCCGUUAGACGAGCAACAGAAGGAAACACUAGAAAAACUUAGACGUCCUGCUUCCGUCCCGCCGCAACUCAGUAUCCAAGACGAUAGUGAGGAGGAAUUCCUUCCGGACAAACCCAACAGUGCUCCGUUGCACAGAUUAGGAAUUCGGAGUUUUUCAUUCGGAAGUGAAAACUCUUUGGAUGUUCGUGAUCGUAAGAGUUCUUAUGAAUGCUCGAUGGACACGCUCUGGAGCUCGAGUAGCACUUUCUCGAUCAACAUAGAAAACAAAGAUGACGAGUUCGAUGAAAACGUUGGAGUCUUCAUCGAGAACGCUCUUCGAGGCAACCAGGUAUUUGUUGGAGGCAGCGAACCGAAUUUGUUAGAUAGUCGCUCGAGAGAAGGCACUUUAUCGGAUCAAGACUAUACUAAGGUGGGAGCUUCAAAAUCAAUGGACCAUUCAUUGGAGGUAGAGGAAUGCUCCAAAGAGAGUAUGGAGACAGUCACUGGUGAAGAGACAUCAAGGCCUGACAGGACAGAGGACGAGAUUAAAUCCCUGCUGGAUGACCUUCUAGAAAGGAUUGUAGAUACUUGUAAGAAACUCUCAGUGUGUGCUUACACGCCCGAUGAUUCUGUGGAUGAAGUUCAGCGAAAACUUCGAGAGGGCAAGAUGUUAGAAGACGACUUGCAAAGUCAAAAAGUGGAGCUCGACGACUUAAAGGAGGACAUGCUCAAGAAGAACUUAGACGUAGCGUCUGUUGACAAAACUUUAGCAGAAGCUGGAGUUAAACUUGAGCAGGCCAUUCUACCCGCCCCAGAAAUGGAUGUGGAAAUAGACGUUGUAGUUGAGCAGUUCACCGGGUACAUUGUUGCCGUGCAGGAGUGGGGUGCGUGGUUUGGUCCUGCUAAGGCCACACUGGAAAAUUGCACAGAACCAUACAAGAACAGGGAGAGUUUGGAGGAUUUAAACGAUCAGUUACAGGUACUUCUAGACGAAAUGGACAAAAACGACCAACUUAUCGGUGAAGUUUACAGCAAGGGCGACACUGUGCUCCAGGUCAUCUCGGGUCAUAGUAAGGCCACCGUGGAAAGCGAGUUGAACCAGUUAGAAGAAGACUGGGCAGCGUUCUGUCAGGACACGUUGUCAAUCAAAGGCGUGAUCGAGGAGACCAUUCAAAUGUGGAACGAGUUUGAAGAGAACAGAGACAAACUGGCCGAGUGGCUGGGAGAAUUGGAGCGAACGCAUACAGGGUUGUUUACUGGACCGGCAAAUCUUGAAGCGCUUAAGGAAAAGUUGGAGGAGAAAGAGAAUUUACGCAAGGAAAUGGACAUCCAAGAACUUGGACUGGACUUCGUGAACGUGAAAGGCCAAGAACUGAGCAAUAAAGUUGAAGAGAAUCAAUCCAUAGAAGCUGAUCUUCAGCAAAUUAACGACAUGUGGAACAACGUACAAGAGCUGGUUACAGAACGAACCGAAGAUCUCAGAGGUAUGGUAGCCGAGCUGAGUGAAUUUGAAGAGGACCUUGGUCGUCUCGGAGAUGUACUGAACUACACAGAAGUGUGCCUUCAUGAGAGCGAGAGCUCUAAAGUUCCAGGUUACAAUGGACUUCAAAAUCAACUUGCUAAACUGAAGGCCGUUGCAAACAGUUUUGAGGGCCACGUGGCACAGUUCUCCGAUGUACACGAGCGAGGCAACCGCCUCAGGGAACGCUGCAACAGCGAGGGAAGGGUGACAAUCGACGGUAAACUUCAGACACUUCAACGCCGCUGGUCAGAUGUAAGGGAAAAGAUCUCUAGCAAAGUUCAGGACGUUGAAGGCGAGAUUUGCGAAUGGUCGAAUUUUACAAAGGAGCUGGAUCAACGGUUAACUGAACUGCGCAACUCAGACAUAAGUCUGGGAGUAGCAGUUAUCAGCACAGCGGAACUCAAAGUGUUAGAGGAGCAACUUGCUUCGGUUAAGGCCCUUUGUGACCAACUUGAACAAACCCAGCCUGAAAUCGGACAACUAUUGACCAAUGGCCGCCUUCUGUUGGACAAGGUCCCGAAUGAAGACCGCGCCUUCCUAGAGAGCCAAUUAAAUGCUCUUGAAGAGUUGCAAGCCAGCGUAAUUCGAAAGUCCUUAACAAAGCAAGAAGAACUUAUAAAGUGUAUCGUUCAGCAACAAGAUUUUCAGACGCAAGUCCAGAGUUGUAUGCAUGUGCUGGAGGAGGUGGAAACAUCUUUGGGAGAGUGGGAGCUUGGGAUAGCUUCUGGACUGGAUGAAAUGAAGGAAAAGUUGUCUCUUUGUGAGCCUUUACUUGCGGAAUUGCAGACGCAGAAAGAAUUUGUCAACAAUCUCAGCGACAAGGGAAAGAAAAUCGUUCAAGAUAAUCCUCAAAAGAAACGAGAAACGUUAGAAAAACUGAGAGCUGUUGGCGAUAAGUGGAAAAGGGUCCAUAGGCUGGCCACUGAGAAAAAGGAUUACCUGAUCAAAUGUAUUGCAGAGGUGGAGACAUUCGAGGUGAAAUACAAUGAAUGUAUGGAAGUUCUUGAGAAAUUCUCAAACGAUGCGACGGAAAUGAAUGAUACAGAUAAAGACUUAUCGCACGUCGAGUCUUCGGUAGAUGAAGUGCUUCGCGUUGGACUUCGAAUCUCGUAUCUUCUCCCGGAAAGUGAGCGGGAAAUCUUGGAGGCGCGGCUUGAGAAGCUGCGUGUAACUUGGAAAGAGAUGUGUGGCGUUCGCGAGGAAUCUGCGCGUGUGCAGGAACGUGAAGUCAUAAAGAAGGAGAAGGCUAAAAGUUUAAAUCAAGAAAAUCAAGACUUUUUGCUUGAAGUGAGUGAAUUUAGCUCGUGGCUAAAAGAAGCAGAGAGCACUUUACAGAUAGACAUGUUUUCUGUUCCUGAAGAAGAGCAGAUGGACGUCAUUCGGAAACAGGAGAAGCUGUAUAACGAAAUCCAACAACAUAGUUUGCUUGUGAACGACAUAAUGACCAAAGGCAAAAAGAUAUCUGCUCGAAUGAACGAGGAGGAGAGAGCCAGUAUCAAAGAGCAACUUGAAGACCUGUCUUCACGAUGGGACAAAGUUCGAACGCUAUCCGAUUUACAGGGUGAUGAAAUUGAACGGUGCAUCGGAGAACAGACAGAUUAUUACGAACAAUUAGAAACGUGUGUUCUUUGGAUGCAAGAAGCAAGCGCCACCAUAGCAGCCGACGGAGCUCAUCCUAGUGAUAUAGAGGGUAUUAAGGCCGAGCUGGGGAAGCACAGAGAGCUUUGUCAGGAAUUAACACGCAGAGAGGAAAUGGUGCAGGCGGUAAUGGAAAAAGGAAAGAACCUUUGCGAAAAAAUCCCUCCCGAGGAGAGAGCAGCUGUAAUGGAACAACUGACUCGUGUUAAAGAUGAAUGGUCAAAGCUGCAAUAUGAAUCUAAAGAAAAGGAAAAAGAGUUGAGGCGGUGUCUCGGGGAAACAGUCGAAGAUGUGGAAGAGGAUGAUGAGAAUAUGGUGGAAGAUGUGAAAUCCUUUUGCCGAGAAGUAGGUAAAUGGUCAGAGUGGGUAGAAGCAUUAAUGACUCGCGCCGAAAAUUCAGAGGAAAUGGUGGUGAUGCUUUCCGAAAUAGAAAACCAUUACAAUGAUCUGGAGGCAACCAUCGUUAAAGGAGAAGAAAUGCUGGAUAAAAUGACUGCAACACCAGACAGAGAGCGGCUGGAGACCUUUCUAUUGCAGCUUAAACAGGGCUGGAAGUCUCUAAAAAUGAAGGCCGGAUGCAAGAGACGUCGACAGGGUAGGUUGGGUAGUGAGCUUGAGAGAAAGAAUGUCUUGUUUGUAGUAACCAUGAGUGAGUUAAAGGGCUGGCUUAUGGAGGCGCGCGAGAGAGCCAAUCAAAUUCAUCCAACGUCAGUUCAAAGUAUUGAGGGGUUGGAAGAAGCUUUGAAAGUAUGUUGCGGAGUGAAGAAUGAAUUCCUUGAAAAGAAAGCCGCGUUUGAAGAACUGAUGUUGACAGGAAAAGAAAUAGCAGCCAGGUGGGAGAGCGAAAAUCUGGGAAAUGAGGAGGUCGUUACAGGCCAGAUGGACGGACUAAAAACGGAAUGGGGAAACUUCCGAGAAAGUAUGGAAAAGCAAGCUAACGUACUUCAAGAUGCUAUUACUCAGGCUCAACAAUUAGAAUCGGAUUUCGGAAAAGCGGAACGGAGUUUGGUGGAUGCCCAGUUCAGGCUGAACAAUAUCUCGAAUGAGGACGAAUUCGAAGCCGUUGAAUCGGAGUUGCAGAGCUUGCAAGGACUUUUAUGUGAUGUUGAAAUGUGCGAAGCCGAAAUUGCAUCUAUUGAGGCAGGGAGCCAGAUGAUGCCUUCAAGCUGUCAAGCAAUACAGGAUGCGUUCAACACCCGCGUUUGCGAAUUGACAGAAAAACUUCUGAACGUCAAGGAGAAUAUCUCAAGAAAGAUUCAGCAAGACCAAGAGACGCUAGACCAGAGAGAGCAGUUAGUGACAGAGUUGCUUGAAUGUAAAGGGUUGAUUAAUAAGGUGGAAAAUUCCGCAAACGAAGAGUUAAAAAUGGAAAACAUACCGUUGUUGGAAGAAGGAGUUGUGUUCACAAAAGAAGCUUUGUCUUCUACAGAGAACGCGUUGGCUUCUGUUCACACCAAAACCGGAGAAGUUCUCAGUAAAUUGAAACCAGCGGAGCAGUCUGCGUUACAAGCAGAAGUGAAUGAUUUGAGGUCACAGUGGGAGUACGUUGGAGAAAAUACCUGUAAAAGGGUCGAGAAUCUUGAAAAGCGUAUUGCAUCUUGUAAAGAUUUUGGCCGAGAGUUGGAAAAUUGCAACGAGUGGAUCGUUAAAGCAACAGACGAAAUUUCGCGGUCAGAGUUUGUUUCCGGCGAUGUUGCCUCUCUGGAAGAGCAUGUUGCAAGUUUGAAGACCAUCAUUGGUGAGAGUAAAUCCUCCGAGAAUGUAGUGAAUGUACUGCUGGCGAAGAGCGACGUGUUUUUAAAAGAUAUCGACGAUAUGGAUAAGGAAAUGUACGAAUCGCAAGUGGCUAAAUUGAAAAGUUCUGUCAAAGAAGUAGAAGAGCGAUCGGCAAUGGAAAUUGCUAAGCUGCAGGAGAGAAUUAACGAAAGUAAAACUUUCCAAGAGGCUUAUCAGGAACUGAAGUCGUGGGUUGAGAGUGAGUUGAUUGAAACUUGCUCUGAAGAGGUCCAAAGUUCCUCCGUAGAGGAAAGACUGAAAGAACUUGAAUUACGACGACAGUUGGUCUUGUCAAAGGAGAGCGAACUCAAACUUUUACUUGAAAAGGCAGAGAAACUAUUGAACAACGCUGACGAAGCUGAAAACGAAACGUUUCAGUAUCAGUUGUCAAACUUGCAGAGCUCCUAUAAAGAGCUAAAACGCAAGGUGGAUGUCAAUCUGUCCUCACUGCAAGGUGAACAUGAAAAAGGGAAAGAAUUUGAAGCAGAGUUGAGACAGUGCAGAAAUAUCGUGCAGGAAAUUGAAAACACCGUGUUGUCCGAGACGCCAUGUUUUACUGACAUUGAGGAAAUGGAGGCUUACGUUGAAGAACUGAAGAAGAAAUUUGAAGACGCUUUGUCUCAAAGAUCUUUGAUUUUUAGUCUUAGCGAGAAAAAAGAUCAAAUUUCGACAUCAAAAGAUGCCACAGAUGGUUACUCAGAAGUUGUAGAUAAAUGGAAAAUGUCACUCGCUCGCUUCUCAGAAAAGAUAGCGGAUACUGAACGUCGAAUUGCUUUAGAGAAGGAACUUAAUGACAGCUGUGAAGAUGUUAUCAGUUGGAUAGAUAAUGUCGAAAAGGAAAUAUCUUGCGUGUCCGACCAUGCUCAAGAAAAGGAGGAGGUCGUUGAACAAGUUGAGAGACUUAAAAGUUUAAGCAACGAAUGCGCCUCUUAUGAACAGAUGAUGGAAAGCUUACGAGGUAAGGUAGAAAAUUCGCCACUUGAAUCAAACGAGGGUUUUCAAUCAGCACAAGAAGGUCGACUUAGUUCGUUAGAGGCCAGGUUCGAAGAAAUGCACAGGCGUUUGGCGGCAAAGCUCGGAGAUGUAGAACACUGCGUGACCGAUCUUAGUGACGUUACAGAGCAAAUAUCUUCAUGUAAAGAGUGGUUAUUGCAGAAAAAGGAAUUGAUAGCCAAUGACGAACAAGUUUACGAGCUUGGAAACGUACCGCAGCUAGAAGAAAAGCUUUUCAAAUACCAAAAUUUAAGUAACGAGUCAGCCACAGCACUUGAUGGUAUUACGCAAGCCAAAGUGAAGGUUGGCCAAGGCAUUGGGAAAGUUUCGACUGCAAUAGAAGAUUCGCUAUCGAAAGAACUUAACAGCUUGUGCGACACUUUGACGGGAUUACAUGAGGAGUCGUCCGCCAAGUGCGUGGAAUUGGAGAAGCAUCUAAGAGAAGCAAAGGAAUUUCAAGACAAAGUGACGCAUUAUGAAAAUUGGUUGCACCAAGCAAAUGAUGUCUUGCAAAAGCCAUUAGAGAGUCCAGUGAGUUUGAACACCUUGGCUGAGCAUCUGAAUGAGUUGCGUUAUUUGCAAACUGAUAUGGAUGAUAAACAAGAGGAGUUCCGCAGUUUUCUUGAGAGGAAUAAAGACCUUGUUGCACGUAGCGGAGUUCAAGUCAGGCUGGUAAAAGCAAGUGAGAAGUUUGAAUAUCUUAAUAAAGAACUGCCCCAGCUUCUGAAGGAAACAGAGGCAAAGAUCAACGAAUACACAGAAAGCAAAAAACAAUUAGAGGAAUCGCAAGAAUGGUUAAACAGUGCCGCCCAAAUAGUUGAUUCUGAUAUUAUGUACUCUUUGGACGAUACAAGAGCGGAAAAACAGUAUGCUGAGCUUAAAGAUUUGCUGCCCAAAAUUGAAUCAUUUGAGGCUGUAUUAACCUCGAUGGAAGAGAAAAAAAGUUGUUCGGAUGUUGUUGAAGAGAGAGAUGACAGCAAUCUUCAGGGAAAACUUGAUUCCCUCAGAAAGAAAUGGGAAACACUUAGAGAGGUUGCAGUUGAUAAGGAGGAAACCUUACUGGCAUUUCUUCAAGCGAGAGACAAUUACCAAGCUUGCUCAGAACGUUGUCAGGUAGCUUUGGACGAGUUAAAGAACUUUUCUGUCGAUGGUUGUCAAUAUUCAGCUGAUAAAGACAACUCAAACGUCCAGCUCGAAAAACAGAGACAGCAAGUUAAGAAAUGCCAGGAACUUGAAGAACAGAUUCGUUUAUUAGAAGAGGAAGGUGAUCAUGUGAGCAGCAGGUGCGAGGAACUGAGGGGAGCGUUGCAAGACAAGUUGAAGGAAGUUAAGGAUGAAUGGCAGAAUAUCAGUGCAGAUGCUCGUAUUAGGUAUGAACAACUUGAAUCCUGGAUCUGCGAAGUGGGUGACAUUCAUUGUGAUGUUGACGUUUGCUUAGCUCGCGUUAAAGCGCUGCAUGAAUCGCUUCAGAACUGUGAUUCGGAGGGAACUGAUAUUCAAACUGCAAACGAAAUCCUCGGUCAACUUAAGCAAGCGGCUUCAGAACUUGAAUCAGAGAAGGCAAAUGUGGACAGCCUUGUUGAAAAAUGGGAUGUGCUUUUGACAAGGGUCGAUUCCAGGGAAAAGCCACAGCUGGAGAAUUCGAUUCGGGAGCUUCAAACAGCGAUGAAUGAGGCAGCAAAAUAUUCAAAAGAAAGAGUCCAUCGAGCAGAAGAACGCAUAACUAAUAUCAUCGAGUUAGAUAAAGAAUCAGCUCGCUGUGAAAGCUUGCUAACCAUUUACCAAGCGGCUGUCCCUGUUGAUGUUUCUUGUACAGUGGAAACCUUGGAAGAUCAAAUGGAAAAGCUCAAAAGACUCUAUGGAGACAUGGAGUCACGUGACAAUCACAUGACAGCUUUGCAGGAGAAGGAAGCGAAACUGUUAUCUGACGAAAUCAAUCAAAGCGGUGGCAGUAACCCUGAUGCAAAAAUCGGACAUCUGCAGGGAGAUUGGGGCAAGCUCAAGGCCUCAGUAGGAGAAAAGCUACGCGAACUUGAGCGUUUAGCUCAGACAAAGAAAGAUUUCGAAGACGACUACAACACUUGCCAAGAAGGUAUUAAGGAACUUGAAGCUGCAAUCAUAGCAAGGGAUAAUGAUAGAGGAUCUGUGGAGGAACGAGUGGAGAGAAUGCAAGAACUCUGCUCUAGGAUCAAGUCCUACCGUAACAAGCUUGAUCUUCUUACAGAUAGAUGCGAUGAGCUUCCAAACGUCGCUUAUGAUCAAAAAGAUCUUGAUCCUAGACGAAAGCUGGCUGCCGUUGUUAGGAGAUGGGAAGAGGUUAAAGCCGAGGCCUUGGGAAAACUAAACGCUCUAGAGAAAGAGAAGGCCGAGAUACAAAAACUUGCGCAAGAUACCUCGAAUUUGCAAUGUUGGGUGCGGGAUGUGUGUACUUCUUUUAUCCACAAAGACCUUCCACCAGUAGUUCAGAUGAACGAAUUAGAAAGCGCUCUUAUGGCUAACACUGAAUUACGUUCAAUUCUGGAGACUAAGUACAAAAUGUUUCAAGAAUUGUUGGCUCAGUGUAGCAAGAUCAAAGGGGAAGGACAGCGUAAAGAGACGGUGCUGACAAAUCUUCAAGAGAUAUCCAGCAGUUUGAAAGGUUUGAAAGAAAAAUUCGCAGACAGGGAUGCUGAGAUUAAAAGCCGCUGUAAGCAACAUGCCAAACUGGUAACAGAUCUAGACCGCACAAGGGACUUGUUGAUGGAAGUAAAAAGCCAAUAUAACCCUGAGUCAGUUGAUCUUGAAAGUGAAAACUGGAUUGAGGAAGGCAUUACAUCACGGAGAGUUGCGUUGGUAAAACUUGAUUCUUGUAAGCUGCUGUUGGUUUCUAUGACCGAUCAAAUUGCUAAAGAAAGCCCAGAGCGAAAAGAAAUCGGCGAAAAUGCGAUAGCAAAAGAUAUACGUGAGUUGACGGAAGAUGUACAUGUAACACAACAGCAGCUUGGUGAAGAAAUAAUACAGCUGGAAAAACUGCAGGACUUUGAUAACGAGUGCAUAGAACAAGUGACACUGUACAAAAACCUUUUAGUGAAGCUUGGUAACAUUGACUUAGACGUUAUUGCCAAAAAAGGCGAGGUUGAGCAGACCGAGCAAGAACUCGUUGUGUGCCAGGCAGUUGAUCAAGAGGUUUCGGAGAGGGAAAGAGAUUACGAAGCACUGAUUGGGAAUGAGGAUGUGGCGUUGAGUUUUGCUCCUCAAGAAAGGAAAGAAGAAAUAAGAACACGAUUUCGUCAGAUGAAUGACACGAGAAUUAGUUUGAAAGAGUUGAUUUCCAAACAAAUAGACGAAUUACGAAAUCUGGUUGCCGAACAGCAGACCUUGGAAGGCUGGCUUAAAACGGCGGGAAAUUUAGUCGCUGAUGCGGUAAUAGUGCUGGAGGAAAACCAGUGUAGCCAAACUCUUGACAGCUCCCAAAUGUCCGAGAGGUUGGAGACUCUUGCCGCCCACAUUGCCAAGAUUGAUGAAUAUCUCAAAUAUGGCGGAAGCUUUCAAGGUUGGGUUAAGGCACCCGAGGUUGCAAAAGCGAAAGCACGAAUGUCUGAACUGAAGCAACAAUUACAAAAUGCCGAUAAUGAUUGCAAGCAUUUUAAGGAAAACUGUGAGCUGUUUGAAAGCGAGGCUAGGGAAGCCGCGGUGACGUUCGAACGAUGUGCCACUGAACACCAAGUUCCUGUAUCUCUACAAGAGGCUCAAGAAAAACUGGAAAAUUUAAAGGAGUUACAAAAAGACGUCGAAACCAGACAAAAAUCCUUGAACACACGAGGUGAACAGGUCAGCGGAAAGUUGAAGAAGGUUGAGCAGAAAGAGUUCAUGGACAGACUUCGAACGCUGAACGAAGAAUGGCAGAAAGCGAAAGAUCAGUUAGAUGAACAACGUAAACAUCUCGAAGAUGGAAUAUCCAGCUGUAUGAAGCAUCUUGAUAUGCUGGAGCAAGCAAAGUCAAAAGCGAAAGAAAUUGACGGACUGCUCGAUGAGAUAAACUCUAGUACGGAGGCAGACAUAUCAGCUUUGGAGUCGAAAACUCAGGAUUUAAGAGGGAAACUAGAGAUUUUUGAAUCUCUUAUGGGAAGCAUGACAGAUGUUGCCUCAACAAUACCAUGGAAGGAGUCGAUUGAUCAAGAGUCCGCUGUGGUUAGUUUUGAAGCACUCCGGAACGACGCCAGAAAGAAACAACAAGAACUGCAUGAGACUAUUUCGUUUCACAAACAGUACCGCGAGGCAGUAGUUAAAGCAAAUGAUUGUCUGCGUGAAAUAGAAGAGAAGCUCGAGGAUGAAACGCGAAACAGAUCCGACUUUGAGGAAUGCCGGCAACAGUUAGAUGAUGUCGCUCCCCUACUUCAGACAGCGAGAGAAAAAGCCAAAGUUCUCACCAUGAUGGAACCGUAUGGAUCGCAGGGAAGAGAUGAUGUACAGUUUAAAGUCGACGAGUUAGCUGAGAUAUGGGAGGCAUUGCAGACAAAACUCCAGUACAAAAUAGCGGAAACAGAGCAGUGUCAAGCAGUAAAUGCUCUAAAUGACGAGAUGGAGACAGUUGCCAGAAGGUUAGACGAAUUGGCAGCGUCAACAGAAGACCUAACAGCAUCCAGUUAUGAUUGCACAAGAGUUUUAGAGCAAAGGGAGAAUUAUGAGUCCAUCAGCAAAGAAGUUUCUGAUCUUCAUGGUUCAGUCGAAGACCUGGAUAGCAGGUGUCAACAACUUAUGAACUCCGUUCCCCUGAAAGAAAGCGAGGAGCUUGGAGAACAGCUUGUCACGCUUAAAGCCAAAUGCGAACAUCUUGAAGAUCACGUGGCCGAGAAAGAGGAGGAGUUUGAAGAGACACUUUGGAAGUGGCAGGAAUUCCAGAGCGACAUGGACACAUGCUUUCGCAAUUUGGCCAUGAUCGAAAAGUCUUUGGAUUUCCAGUCCAUUGAUGAUGGAGAAUUGGAGGAUCGAAGAGAGACACAUCAGAUGCUCUCAGACAAUUUGGACUUCCAGGAGUCUAUUCUUCUUGAAAUCAAAGACAAAGCAAGUGACGUCUUAGAGCUUUUCCCUCUCGCAGACGUCGAUAAAGCUAAAGUCAAAUUGAUUUCCCUUGAUCAGCGGUUUCUUCUUGUCAAAGAACGCCUUCAGAGAAGACAAGAGGAGAUGCUGAAGUCUUCCGUCGACUGGCACGAGUUUGAGUGCGGGCUCAAGAGCUGUUUGGAAUGGGCACUAAGGGCAGAAGAUCGCUUAUCGGGCGAGUUAAAUUUGCUUGAAAGCGAGGUUGAUGUUGAAAGGCUCAAGGCGUUUAGCGAUGAAUUGGAUGUGCGGCAGGGUGAUUUCGAGAGCAUUCGCAGCCAAGGCGACCGAUUGGUUUGCCAGCUCAGCGAUCAGUCCGAACGAGAGGUGCUUCAAAAGCAGAUGGAUGACAUUUCGGAUCGACUGGAUCGUAUCCAGAAUCUGGUAAAUGACAGAGGACAGAGAAUCGGCGAGAGAAGUCAUUACGGAGUCGUAGAGUUUGAAGAGUCAUUGAGAGUUUGCUACGAUAGAAUGGACCAGUUUAAAAGCAAGUUGCGGGAAAUGGAGAAUUUGGAAUCGAACAACGAAGGGAAAAAUAAGUCACAGGAUCUUCAUUCAGAGGUUGAAUUCCUCCAAAGUAUGGCAAGAAAUAUACACGAACAAGGCCAAGCAUUACUCUCAGAAAUAACCGACGUAGAAAAAGACGCUGUGAUAGAAAAGCUGGAAAGAUUACAACGAGACAUUGUUGCUCUUGGAGAGAUUCCUGUUCUGUUGGUGUCUCAGCCUGGUUACGGAGAACCCCCAGGGGGUGAGGGUGCGUCAUCUCUCGUUGGUCCGAUGAAUGUGCAUGACAUGGCAGAAAAUGGAGAUUCUGAUUUAGGAGACUCAGAAAGCGGUGUCUCAUCGAUGGAAUCCUUUGAAGUCCCACUUCGCAAAGAAAACGGACGGGCUUCGAACGAAAACGGAUUGCAAGAAAACGGCGUUUCAAACUAUCACCUUGAAAACGUAGAUUUGGACGAUAAUGAAAUUCUUGAAGGCGGGAUCUCUGUUUCACCGGACGAGUAUCAGCGAAUACGAAUGAGUAAAAGCGGGGAAUCAAACGAGGAAAUUAUGGCUUCUUUUGAAUCUGUCGGUUUGGAAAACGGCUUUCACGCACAGAAUGUUAAAGAAAUUUUACUUUCUGAGUCACGGAGAUCAGAAGUUAACCUGCCCAUCCUGACCGUUACAGACGAGAAUGGGACACCUGCAGAGGUAGAAUUUGCUGAGAACGCGACGGAGAAAAGUCUGGGUAAAGAAGGAUUUGGUGAUCAGGCGGGUGACUUCUUCUUUGAUGAUUUUGAUGUCUAUUAUGGAGAUCGCCCUUCGGAAGCUGUUGAUAAUAUAGACGAGGUAUCUGAGCGUUACCGCAUGGCCAAUGAAGAGAUUGAAGGAGAUCUACCAAAAAGUGAUGCUGUUACAAACAAGGAGAGUAAUUCGGACUCUUCACUCACAGAUGGAGCUGUUGAUCUUUCACAAACUGGUGGAAAUUCUGGCAGUCAUGUGAAUGACAUUUCAGAAGUUGCACUCACACCGAGAGUUAGUAAAUUAAAAGAUGAUUUUGACAUUUCCGAUGACUCUGAACUUGAAAAGGACGUUUUGCGACAUAGCACUCCUACUGAGCUUGUCGCGACAACCGCGGAUAAUGUGAACACCACUCCAGAUCUAUUGGAAAGAACUACUGAUUCUACUGAGGUGUUUGCUAAUGUUACUGAAACUUGUGUGCCCCCGUUGAUUGAGAAGAAAAUGAAAGGAGAUACCUCUCUUGAUAGAGAUCUACAUGCGGAUUCCCAAAAUCGUAAUUCGACCGCAGACACAAUUCCAACGAAUCCACGCGACCCGGCUCCUCGAUCCGAUCUAGAACCAAGUUUUGUGAGUUUGGGGCCAAACGAAGAAAUGGAUCAACUCGACAAACUACUGAAUAUCAACGGGAAUACCUCCGAGGACGACGUUAGAAACACUGAAGGGGAAAAACCACAAGACAAAAUCGCCUCCAUUUUAUCACAGCGUCGUAAGGCGGAGGAGGCUGAAAGGCUCCGAUUUGCAGAGAACUCGGUUAGAGACGCUGACUAUGAGCUUUUCACCUCUCGGCCCUUAGACCUUAUUGAUAGAAGCUCCCCAUUAAAGGAUCUUGAUGAGUCGGAAAAUAUUCUGCAUGAAAACAUGUCUUUGGAUGCAUUUCUUGUGGAGGUUGAAAAGUUAUUGGAAAAGUUGCACUCCAUUGAGGAACUGAUUACGACUGACUUGGAGGAUGAGGACAAUGUGAAAGAUGAGCUGGCUAAGCAUGUGGCUCUGUGUGUUCUUAUGUCGAAGCAACAAGAUCGUGUUGAUCAAAUGAACAUAUUGUCUAACAGUUUCCUUCAUGGUAGUGCCAGUAUGAAUAUCAUUCUUGAAGAGCGACUUCGAGAGAUAAACGCUCUUUGGAAAGAGGUUCAAAUGCGGGCGUCAUCGAAGCAAGAAGUUCUAGAACGCUGCGUCCAAGAGCAAACGCAGAACUUAGAGAGCACUCGACAGAAAGAAGUGACCGCGUUCACUGAAAACUUCUCAUUUUUGAGGUCGCUUUAUCUAACUGUCGACUGCUGCGAUGAAGAUUGUGAUAGUAGGCGGGCUGAUGCUCUUGAAGUAGAGACGCUUGAAGAGGUUUACGAUCAGGAACUAAGUAAUCAAAUUGAACUUCAUGAAUUGUUCGAGGAAUUGGCGUCCUUGGAGGAAUGUGCUGUGUCCGAAUUGGUAGUUGAAGGUGAUUUAACGAAGUACCAGGAGCAGCUGACACGAUUACAGGAACUCAUAGUGAACCUUACGCAAUUAAAGCAUAAGUUGGAUGGCGUCUCGCGACGAUUGUCUUCAUCUACACCUAAAGACGAAAAUCUCCGGCAGCAAGUUUCGGACCUUAACAGUUUAAUGAAAGGCGUUAUCAAGCUAGUCCUGUCCAAACAACAACACCUGCGGUCAGCAGUGGAAAAGAUGGUGAAAGUUGAGACAUCGUUACUGAAUAGAAGAGAUUUCGAAGCGAAGCUUCAGGAAUGGUCACAGCUUUUGGGUGAAAUGGAAAACUUUGUGGAACACUUUGGGCCUUUUAACGAGGAUGACAAAGAUUUGGAGUUUCUUUACUUCGAGUUCUUGCAGAGUCACGCGGUAAUCCAAGAGUCCCUUCAUGACUUUUUAAACAAAGAGUCCUCUGGAGGCGCCAGUCCUCACAAGAAGGCACGUCUCGCUGAACUGAAUAAACGCUGGAGCAGAAUACGCACCAUUCUGCAAAAUCGAGAGAGGAAAUUAAAGGCUUUAGGUAUGUUAAUCUCCGAGGUGAAGACCCCUCCGAGACAACCUCUACAGGACGCUAUCGUUCCUGAGAAGGAGGAAGUAGUUUUGGAUUCACCGCCCAGAGAAAUGAAAACGCCAGAGGCUAAUGACCCAAGGGUCACUACCCCACGGAGCAAAUCUACUUCUCCCGCCCGGGAAAUAAAGACGCCCCCAAGCGUGGAAAAGAAGUCUCCAAGGACAAAAAGGAAACAAUACGAAGAAGAAUUGCGGGAAUUUUCCGUGUGGUUGACAAGUCAAGAGAAAGCAUUUCAUGAUCUCGUUGGUGAUGAGAGUUUGCCGCCUACAAUGGAAGCUUUAAAGGGAAGACUGCAGCAGUUCCAGGGCUUUUCCCGAAGCAUUCAGAGCCAAAAGUCGAGGGUGGAUAUGAUGCGACACUAUGCGACACAAAGCGGAGAACACGUAGAUGUUGAUGUCGUCGGCCCUAGGUACGAAGAUGUUGCGAAGAUUGCUGAUAGCAUGUGCGAAGUUUGCGAGGAGAGCGCCGAGUGGCUAAAGUCGGUAUUAAUCCAGUGGCAUUCUUUUGAGGAGUCCUCGAGAAAGUUCAACUCUUGGUUGGACAACUUAUCUCGGAAAUCAUUUGCUCUCGCGAGAGAAAUGCGUGAAGAUCAUAUUGAUGCUGUAUUGAUCAAAAUGAUGAAGUAUCGUGAACUAGAUCGAAAACUUACGGAGCGACAGCCGAGUAAGGAUGGUUUGGUGUAUGAGGCUGAACAGGUUCUUACUGCAACAGGCAAUGCAGAUGUCCAGGCUUCUCUUACUCAGUUCCGAGAGAGAUGGCGCGCCCUCCGUCAAGAAACCCGUAGCGAGCGACAACGCAUGGAACGGCUCCUGCAGCUUUGGCGGGAAUAUCAGACUGGUGUCGAUGAACUGGUCGACUGGCUUAUGUCCAUACUUAGUCUGAUGAGGAACGAUGAGAUCUGCGAUGACAGUUUGGAUAUGUUAGAGGCGCAGUUGGAACAACUAAGGCAUUAUCAAAGUGAAGUGGAGCGUCAACGGUCCAUCAAAGACAACUUGGAUCAAAUUGCGUCGCAGUUGGAAGAAACAACUCGUGGACAUGCGGAAGAUUUGAUAGAAAGUCAGUCCCGACUGAACGAGAACUGGUCGGAAUUGUGUGCCUUACUUGAGGACCGUGAAAAUGAGCUUCAAGGAGCACAAACCGAUCUGCUAAUCCUGAAGUGCCAAGACGAUGUUGAGCAAUUGGAGGCGUGGUUUAAAAGCGCCUUGGACACAAUCGAGAAGCCAGUUUUGGUUCUCAGCAGCGCCACGUUUGAAGAUGCUAAAGAACAGUUAGGGAAAUAUAGGACAAUCGAAAAGGAAUUCGACAGCAAACGGGAAAUUCUGGAAUUACUUAACAAGAGGGUAGACCAGUCACUAAACGAGAGGAGAAACGCGUCUGUAAGGAACGUCAUCGGAGGAUUGCGGCGGCUUAACGCGCAGAAAACACAACUCAUGACCUUUUUGUCGGAAAAGGAGAAACAGCUUAAGCAGGCACUCAACCGUUGGGUGGACUUCCAGAAACUUUACAAGGAGCUAAAAAAUAUCAAUGAAUGGUUUGAACAAAGAGAAGAGACGCUGAGCAAGUACCAGAGGAUUGUGACUCAGAGGGAAUUCGAGAUCGCUUUGGAAGAUGUCAAGGCAAUGAAAGGAUUCUUAGUAACGCAACAAGAGGCCGUGAAGAACGUUGUGAGAGCGGCUGAACGUCUGCGUGGAGAUACCGCUUUCGACCAGGAGGAAGUACAAGAGACUAUUGAAACAGUUCAGGAGAGAUGGUCCGAACUGACUACUAAAGUUGACGAAUAUGAGGUGUGGCUGGAAAGUUCUGUACAGGCAUGUAAACAGUACGAAGCUUCUAUUGAGUACAUCAAGAACGUACUGGGCGAUACCGAAGGGAUAUUGGAAAGAACAAACGAUGGAAGUUUUCAAGAACUGAAGGCACAAAUCGAACAGCUACAAGCAUUGCGAGUUGACAUUGGGGAAAUCAGUGGACGAGUGAGCGAAGUAACCGAAUUAGCGACAGACUGGGCACAAAACAGUGAGCCUUCGGCGUCGCAACGCCUGACGAAUGAAAUCACGUCACUGACAGAUCGUCAUGGCUCAGUCUCUUCUCGUCUUAUCAAGAAAGAAAAGGAACUGGAAGACGUUUUGUUGAAGUGGCAGAGGUUUGAGACAUCGUGCACGGACAUCCUUGCAUGGAUCGAGAGUCAAACAGCUGUGCUGAAUGAGUCUGUUACAGUAGACGUGUCACUCACCGAACAGUUAGAACAGCUGGCUAUUUGUCAACAAGUGCAGCAGGAUUUGGAACUUCACCGUGAUUGGCUGACAUCGAUUAACACAAUGGCAGACUCACUGAAAGAAAAGAUCCAUUCUGGAGCCAAUCACAUCACCCCGCUUAGGAAUGAAGUCAAUCAGUCAUUUUCCUCGUUUGAAGAACAGCUUCGAACCAAACACGAGCAGAUUGCGUUAGCCACGCGCAGCUUCACGCAACUACAAGAGUCGGUUAACAGCCUUAUCACUUGGCUUGAUGACGCUGAAACAAGAGCCGUAAACGAGAGAGAUUUGGAAAAUUCUGAGAAACUGGAGCUACAAGAGGAACUUUUGAAAGAUCUCGACGAAUCGAAUCAUAGACUGGAGUCCUUGAACAACGGCAUCGAUGAUAUGAUAAAUGGAACUCACCAGAAAGAAUUUCAAGAGAUGAAAGAUCAGGUAGCACAGCUUGAAGAACGCUGGGAUCAAUUCAGAAGGAAACUCUCGUCUUCUAUUGAAGAUAACAAACGGGCGAUCAGGAGACAAGUGGAAUUUGAUCAAGAACACCAGAAAAUUUGUGCAGUCCUACAAAAUGUCCUGCAAGGAACGGAGAAUUUGAGCCUUGAUCAGACAGAUGUGGCUGUGAAUCAUGAUCAUGUAGAGGAUUUCCAAUCCAACUUCGAAAGAUACCGUGUGGAUUUCGACUCUCUGCUUCGUCAGUCAGAAGAUCUUGAUCAAGAUGCGCACACAGGGAGUAAUUACAAGACACGCCUUGAUGAUAACAUGUCGCGCGUUCGUCAGUUAUGGAGCUCUGUGCUGAAGAGAGCAGAUGAACACAAAGAGCAAGUUGGUCGGCAGAAUGAAAGGUUGAAAGAAUUUCAAGGUCUGAGUUCAGCGUUGAUAAAGUGGAUGGAUGGAAUUGAAACGCACAGCGGAUUCACAGUUCCAUCGUCUGCGAGCAUUCAACAGAUGAAGGUCCACUUUGAACAUGUUAAGAUGUGCCAAAAAGAGAUCCAUGCUCACAGACCGGAGUACAACAACUUCUGCUCUACUGGUCAGCGAAUAAUCGAAGAAGCACCAGGAAAUUUAGGUAACAAAGCCACCAGUGAACUCGACAAGGUAACGAGGCAAUGGGUAAUGAUAACAAAUCGUGUGACAGGCAACCAGCAGCAAUUGGAGCUUUCACUAAAAGAUUGGCAGGAGUACACGUCACUCAGUGAGAACCUGAUGGUGUGGUUGAGGGAGAAGGAAAAAAUACUUAGAGCUCAGUCCAAGGCCCUAACGGUUCGUGACGUUGAGAGGGAGCUAGGCACCAUGAAGGCUAUCGCUGGAGAGAUCGAUGAACGGAAACCUCAGCUGGAUAAAAUCGCCUGGCGGGCGGAGGAGCUUUCGAAAUCAACGGACCAAUACGACUCAGAACGGAUCAAGAAACAAGUUUCCUCCAUGACCACCCUAUGGGGAAGCGUUUGUCACCUGUUGUCAAGUUCCAUGCAGUCCUUGGCUGAGAUCAUAAGACAUUUCCAACUGUUUAGUCAACUACAUGGAUCCCUCUCUGAUUGGUUGGUUAAUGUUGAGUCGUCGGUAACACGUGAUCUUGAAGAGUCGUUUCUCAGUAUCCCGGAUGAUCAAGGAGAUACUGUCUUUCAGGUUUAUGUAGCUGACAUAGAAGGUCACGAGAACACUAGGUCGACUCUGAACGAAAGUGCGUACUACGUCAUUAGCAAGGCGGGUGGUACGCCUUACGCAGGUGCAGUUGCUGAAAAACAGAAACACCUGAAUGACCGUUGGCGCGCUUUGUGUCAGCAGUUGGGAAUCACAUACAAGAAGGCAGAGGAAACUAGAUACGGAUUGAAACUAUUGGAGAUUCAACUGAAGCAACUAAAUACAUGGAUGGCCGAGGUGGAGACGAAAUUGAGGGAGUUUUCUGUCGUGGGCUCGUGUAUUCUUCCUGAGCUUCAAAGGAAAGUGAAGGAAAUGAAGGAUACUGAAUCAGAUGUAGAGCGACGCGCCGUUGACGUACAAACGGUUCUUCGAUUGUGCGAGAAACUUCGCCGGGAUCGCAUGGCGUGCCCUUCAGAAGAGGAUCGUCAAAGUCUGCAAAGGACUAAGGAGAGUUUUGAAAACCGCUGGAUAAAUGUUCGUCGCACUGUCUCAGCGAAGAGAAGGCAAGCGGAAGAAAGAAUGGUGCUGUGCAGAGAGUUUUGGAACGAGUACGAGAAGUUUGUGGAGUGGAUUGACGAGACGGAAACCGCUGUCAAGAAAUCCGAGGCAGCAAUGUCAUCAGACUUGGAGGUCUCAAAGAGUAAAUUGAAAAGAUUUGAGGUGUUUCUGGAAGACAUAAACUCUCAUCGUUCGCAGCUGGAACGUAUCAUCAAGCGGAGUAAAUAUCUGCAGCUGGAAGCCAAUACUACUUCUGCUUCCGAUAUCAGACUUGGAGUGGAGUCAAUACAGAGCCGGUGGGGAGCGAUUCGUAGUCGCGUAGAAAAUCUUGUCCACCGCCACAGCAAGUUGUCAGAUAAAGCGGAGAAAUUCGAGGUUCUUCGUCAAGAGGUGUACAGCUUUUUAACAGAAGCGGAACUCAAGCUGAUUACCCUCGAUCCUUAUACUUCAGAGGUGGAACCAAGAGUUCAGCUGGAGAAACUUAAGGGCUUACAAAGACUCAUCAAUAUGAACUAUGCGAAGCUUAAAACUUUGCUUCAAGAAGGAAAAGCCAUGCGAGAGUAUUGUUCACCGUCGGAAUUCCAACCAGUACAACAGACGAUGGACGAACUUAACUCCAGAUGGCAACAGGCCCUCCACUGCUGCAUGACGUGGAUCUUGGAUCUAGCAAUUCCCAGUCCUCGCUCCAGUGCUGCGGCAGCAGCUGAAACGAAUUAAUUCGUCCCGGAAUAACAUGUUCAAUGUUUGUUAUACUUGCAAUUAAAGGAAAAAGGUCAUGAUUAUCUCCGUUUGGAAAGUACUUUUUAUGACUAUAUUUUUUUCGACGAAUGAUCUUGUACAUAGAGAUCAAUACUUGGUUUAUAAUUGUGUAUAUAAACUCCCUCCCCCCCCCCCCCUACUCACGCAAUACGUUGACAACACUUUGUUAUUUCUACGACUGGCCAUUUCUAUACAGCAAUGUGCUUGUUAGGUUAUCUUAGAGUUUUUAAAGGAUAUUCAUAUUAUUAUUUUCAGUGUAUUCGGCUCGGCUUUAAUCAGAGGUAAUAGAUUUUCUUCCUUCACUGAACGAGUGUAGGUGAAGUAUUUUUACAGGACUCUGUACUUAAUAUGACAUAGUGUCCUCAGAUACGUGUAUAUUAGUUAAUAGUUUAAGAAAUGCAAAGUUAUUUUUAUAGACUUGUCUAAAAUAUUGUUGACUCAGAAGAGUAACCUUUAUAUCAAACGAUGUUUGUUCAUUAAAGACACAAGAGACUAGUA